Hymenoscyphus albidus is the source of this 2135-nucleotide messenger RNA. The record is from the annotation of a GenBank genome assembly. NCBI's taxonomy places the organism in Eukaryota, Fungi, Ascomycota, Leotiomycetes, Helotiales, Helotiaceae.
GCGGGUGCCGGCCCAGACGCAGCGCAGGGCAGGCCUCCCGUUCAUCAGCUGGCGCUUCCGCUUCCUUCAGCAAUAAGAAGGCUGUGACUGUCGCUUCUCCGUCAUGUCUCUGUGUUUUCCUCGAUUUCUCUUCUCUUGCUUCCUGUAUAUUUCCUAAUCGCGAACCGCCGUCACGAUCACGAUGGAAAAUGGCAGAUUCGAGAAUUAUGACGAUCCCGAUAUAUACGCCGAGGGCCAAAAGAAAGUCCUCGACAUCGCGAGCCAGAAUUUCGUGAUUGAAUUCGGACGAGAAGAGGCUCAGAUCGCGUUCAACCUCGAAGAAGACGAUUUCAAUAGAUUACUAACCGACACACGACCGCAACAGCGACCGAUUCGAUGGAUGUAAGGUUCCCGACGUUCCGUUCCGCCCCCGCAAUAACAACUCUAACAACAAAACCAGAAACAUCUGGGGACCACACAAGCAAGAAGCAGCCAUCACGCGAAUUGCCAAACACUAUGGCUUUUCCAGUAGACUCCAUGCUGUGAUUAGAGACACGCCCAUGCCCCGUAAACCCAAACACAGCGAGCCGAAAUCCUAUCAUUUCUCGUAUCAUGGGCAUAAGGACGAUGAUCUGGAGAAGGGAGAGAUCACCUCGGAACAGGAAAAGGUGAAGGAGAGGAAAUCUUUCUCGAUGCAGUCGGCUGCUGGGCAUUACCAUAUCGUAAAUAAGAUGACGAAUUACCAUGCCAUUGAUUUUGGGGAGAAGUGUAAGUUCUUCUAAAGUUCGCUUGUUUGGGUUGUCCGCGUCCUAACGUUUUUUUGCUUCUUGGAGUUAUUUGUGUGGGUGCGAAUUGGAUGCAUGAACAAAUGCCCGAGGAUAAGAAGAUAAAUUUAGGAACUGAUAUAUCGGGGAAACAUGAAGAAGAAGAAGAAGAACAUCGUCGGCUAUAUUCAUGGCUGGUAGUUUGUAAUGACAGUAUGUAUCUCUCGCCUAACUACAAUAAUUCUUUACUAAUUGCAUUAGGCACCGUUAUUUCAUUUCACGAGCAUGUCGACGAUAUCAAAAACCUGGAAAGUGCCCGGUCGAAUUUAAAAAACGUCUUCUGUCAACUAUCAUUAAUUGGGAUGCGCGAAAAAUCCGAGACACCCAUUGCAAUGAUAUCCCUCCGAAACGAAUUAAGCCAAAAUGGCUUUCAGGACUGGGGUAGCGAGGGAGCAAGUAAUCUAUUCUAUUAUCUAUUUGAUGAUUGGCAAACAGUAUAUCAAACCGUGGAAAGAUUUCAGGAUAAAUUAGAAGCUUUAGUAAAGAGCCCUAUCCCCCAAAUGAAGAAAAACAACUAACACAACGCAGGGCAAAAGAAUCUUCGACAGCUCAGUACAUCUCCUCCAUCCCACCCCACAUUCCCAUUCCCAACUAACACCAUAACAGUCCCGCAAAUCCGUCAAACCAAUCCAAAAAGAGAUCGUCCCCCAACUCCACAAAAUCGGCUACAAGAUCCGCCAAAUGCAGCACGUCUACGAAGGCUACAAAAACCUGAUCCAACGGGUCCUCCAACCCGCCAAGCAACCCGGCACCAACGGUUCGCGAACCCCCAGUUCCCCCACGUCGGAAACGAUGCAAUUCGCCCCUCUGAAUGGGCGUCAAGGACCCCCUCUGGCACCCUCUGCGAUAUCGAGAUUCGAGAGACUAGGUGAUAGAUUACAACUCCUAAUCCUAAGCGAAACGAAAGAACUCCUCCUCGAAAAAGACGCUUUAGCAAAUACCGUUUGUCCCCCCCUUUCCCCAUCCAUCCCCCUGCCAACUAAACAAACCCAGUACUUCAGCAUCAACGCGCAAAAAGACUCCGAAGCCACCGCACGCCUCACCCGAGCCGCAGGUCUCCUCGCCAAGCUGUCCGUCCUCUUCCUCCCCGUCUCGCUCAUGACAUCUUACUUCUCGAUCCAGAUCAAGGACCUCGAGGGCGUGUAUUCAGUGACGGAUUACUGGUACUCGUUUGCGGUGAUUAUGAGUAUUUCGUUUCUUUUGCUGUUCUUUUUGAAUCGUGCUUUGAUGUGGGUUACGGAGAGUUUUGAUGGGGUUGUGAAGAGGGGGGGAAGGAUGUUGCUUGAGAGGGGAUGGGGGAGUGGGGGGAAGGGGAAGGGGAAGGAUGUUUGA